AUGCAUCCCUCUUCCCUCCCGCAGCACAACAAAACGCCGACUGCUGCUAUUAGGACAGCGAGUAAUGCUAUUGCGCUGCCCUCGGCGUACCUCACAUCGGCUCCCGCCAACGCACCCUCUGCGCCGGGCCCGGGAGCCCCACUGCAAGGACCAUUCCCAGGACCGAAUGGGAAGAGGCCUGGCAGGCCGUCCAAAACAAAGCCAGGUAGACACCUUCUCAAGUCUCUCUCGACUCCGCAGUUGCGCGGUCCCAUUAUGUCAGAUUCAGACGACAAGAAGCGGAACAAACUUGGGUAUGUUGAACGGCUCAUCUCAAACAUCGACACGGUCUGACGUCCCACAGCUACCAACGAAUUUCCAUCGCUUGUGGUAAGUGUGCCGCCCUGGCCCACGCCAGCAACUCGGCGAAUACGCGAGCCGUGCCAUCGUACCUCCGUCGCGCAAUCGCUGCUAACCUCACGUGCAGCUCACUGUCGUCGGCGGAAGAUCAGAUGUCUCGUUGCCGACGACGAUCGCGAAGGCAGAUGCCAAAACUGCAUCCGCUUGAAGAAGGAAUGCGUCUUUUACCCUGUUGACCAGCAAGCUGUCAUCGACGCAAGGUCUGAGUCGAGCAGAGCAGGCGGGCCGUCAGCAACACCUUCGACAGUGUCAUCUUCGCCGAACCAAGGUGGAUCGAGUUCUUUCGACCCUCAGGGACCGCAGUAUGCUGGUGGCUUCCCCAACGUCCCCCGGGACACUCAACCUCCGUACCAGGGCAUCCCGAUACCUCCCAACCUCAGUAUUCCGACACAAGGUACCCAUCUUCCGCGACGAAAGACGAAGCGCGACGGCUAACAAUGUGGCAGGUCAGUUUGGUGCUCAGGACCACAGCUAUGGUCCACAGGGAGAGAAUUGGAGCCCACGAGAGUACAGGAUGCCGAACCAGGCACUCCCUGUAGCGCCGCCGAGCAACAUGCACCCGCCGACGAGAUUCGGAGCCCAGAGCCUGGCAGCAGACACGGCGCCAUUUCCUCCGCCACUGAACCAGCCGCAACCGCCUUUUCAACAGAUGGAAGGCUACCACUACAACCCGGAGCAGAUGUGGCACGCACAGCAACCGCAACCACAGCACCAGCCUGUGCGAUCGAUGUCGUAUCCCGAUGCAUAUCAAACGCAAAGCUACAGUCCAUCCUUCCAGACGAACCAACGACCGCCGGGCUCUUUCACGCGACAUCCAUCGGUACAGGCUUCACAGCCCGAUCCACGCAUGGCCCCGAUGCCUCCUCCUCCUCCUCAAGGGCCGCCGCCGCCGUCUGGCCAAAAUCAAGCCUACAUGCUAUCUCAGCCUUUCCAGCAGCAACACAUGCAGACGAAUUGGUACUGCCACACUCCUCCGUACGGGCAUGGCAGUGAAGGUACGCCGCGAACAUUGCCGAGCCACGGCACGCAUAGCAGCUUCACUGGACGGCCGGGUUGAGAGGCAAUGGAAGACCUACAGGCGAGCACACGUCUUGAACUUAGAGGGCCAUGCAAGGACAAAGCGAGGGCUGCAUCGACCUGUCCGCUGGGUCGUGCAGGGCGCUGGCGCUGAUCGCUCCAUGCGGCAUGCCCUGCCCGGCAGCAUGGCGGUGAGUCAGGCGAGGAGUCUGAGUUGGGUGACUAUAGUAUCGGUUGCGGUCGGGUUGGGCGCAUCGCCCCGAUGUAAUAGUACGGUGGGGAAGCAAGGACAUGUAAAUCAACAACACAGUACAGCCAUCGGGCAAUGUUUGUAUGCGGGGGGCAACUCGGUCAACGCAAUUCUGACCGGCUGAGAGAGGUUCGGAUAUGUAUAUGCAGCAAAAUCGCAAUGAGCCCCAUCCCAUCGGACGGAGGAUGGACGGAACUUUUGCUCGCCAAGAAUAUACAACGAUGGGUCCGACGGAUAUGAGAAGAUGGACCCUGUGGGCAACUACCUAUCUAUGGAGCUUGGGAGCAGAGUGGGACGAUCCUCUUGGUGUCAUGCACGUCUGUCUUCUCAGAGAGUCCGUAGAGGCAGCAAAAAGAUCCCGAGGUCCUUGUCAACUGCUGCCAAUUAGAGCAAGCAAUGUCAAAUGCCAAACAUCGUUCAAGGGGAUCCCAGAGAUGGUCGGUCAGUCAUUCCUCGCUCUCUCUCUCUCUCUCUCUCUCUCUGUCUCUCGGGGCUUCCCACCAAAUGCACACACACCAUCGACAGCGACUUUUUUGGGUCACCCGCCACCCCCUGGCGUAAGGUAGGCGGCAAAGCGAGUCGUACUGGCGCUUAUUAUGCCAUGCGAGAGCGCGGCGCCAGGUGUGUGGUGGGUGGGAAGGAGCUUCUGCAUCCUCUGCAUAACUUUGAACAGCGAAGACCCCGGUUCCAAAUCCGUUCGUUUGUAUUGCCAUAGAAAUUCGAACAUCGAACGGCGCCAACAACGACAACAACAGCAGCGUGAGCUCAACCUUCUUCCGUCCCGUAUUUUCGUCUCUCCAUCGCAUCUCUUAGCAGUCGAAAGCCAACUCACCGACCCAGCAACCCCCCACAGAAAAACA
Lecanosticta acicola is the source of this 2526-nucleotide messenger RNA. The record is from the annotation of a GenBank genome assembly. Lineage: Eukaryota; Fungi; Ascomycota; Dothideomycetes; Mycosphaerellales; Mycosphaerellaceae.